UUUCUCUCCUGUUCCCUGGUCUAAACUCCUCUUGAAGAUUUUGUCGAAGACGAGUGAGGUUUUCGAAGGUUAUGAACGACAGUAUGCGAACUCUCCGCAUCUUUCCCGGAAAUGUGACUCUGCUUCUGUUAUUCAACAUUCAGAACAGAAGAAACAAAAGUUUUCCGAGAUAAGUUCUGGGAUUGAUGAGGCUGAUGUCCUGAUUCGGAAAAUGGACCUGGAAGCAAGGAGUUUGCAACCAGGGGUUAAGGCAACCUUACUUGCAAAAUUAAGGGAAUAUAAAGCUGAUUUGAAUAAAUUGAAGAAGGAAUUCAAGAGAAUUGCUUCACCCGAUGCUCAUGAUGAGUUGUUGGAAUCAGGAAUGGCUGAUGUCCACUCGGUUUCUGCUGAGCAAAGGGAUCGAUUGUCGAUGUCGGUGGAGAGACUAAAUCAGUCAAGUGACAGACUUAAGGAGAGUAGAAGAACUGUUCUGGAAACAGAAGAGCUUGGUAUCUCUAUCCUUGAAGAUUUACAUCAACAGCGACAGACUCUCCUGCACGCCCAUAACAAGCUUUAUGAUGUGGAUAGCGCCAUUGACAAGAGCAAGAAAGUCUUAACAACCAUGUCGCGAAGGAUUACCAAGAACAAAUGGAUCGCUGGCUCGGUAAUCGUAGCUCUCGUCCUUGCAAUCAUCUUAAUCCUUUGUUACAAGAUUUCACAUCGCUGAUGAAAUCUUUCGGACCAUUGUUCUGCAAUUUGUAUAUGUUCAUCCAAGCAUUCCAGACUUCUGUCAUCAUGUAAUGUCUCGACACUUUGUUCAAGUCUUGGUCACUUCGAAUUCGAGUACGAGUGUUAUUCA
This is a messenger RNA of Hibiscus syriacus, 838 nucleotides long. RefSeq names its product vesicle transport v-SNARE 12-like. Gene Ontology annotation, molecular function: SNARE binding; SNAP receptor activity. The record is from RefSeq and is a predicted model, not a curated record. Lineage: Eukaryota; Viridiplantae; Streptophyta; Magnoliopsida; Malvales; Malvaceae. Gene Ontology annotation, cellular component: late endosome membrane; SNARE complex; endoplasmic reticulum membrane. The transcript is spliced from 5 exons. Gene Ontology annotation, biological process: vesicle fusion; intracellular protein transport; vesicle-mediated transport. Bases 212 to 706 code for a protein of 164 amino acids.